Penaeus vannamei (Pacific white shrimp) is the source of this 4944-nucleotide messenger RNA. NCBI's taxonomy places the organism in Eukaryota, Metazoa, Arthropoda, Malacostraca, Decapoda, Penaeidae. The record is from RefSeq and is a predicted model, not a curated record.
AUGUGUGAGUGUGGCACUCCAGACGACGCCCCCGGCCCGGCCCGCAGGCCCGCGCGGGUGGACCAAGAGGCGGGCCAGUCUGCGGGCCACACACAUACCCGCACGCUGAUGGGGACCAGAUGUGGGCCGAGGGCGAGGGGGGUGGGCGUGAGUGAUCUAGUCUUUUUGGUGUUAGUGUUUGGGGCGUGUGUGACAGCUGGACACCGGACACACCGUGCCAGCGGCGGUGACAGUGGCGCGGACGCCGGCGAGAGCGAGCACCCCCUCGUGGCGCAGUUCUGGACGCGCAACCAGAGUCUGGCGCUGCAGCACAUGGUGUACAACAGGGGCGCGGGCGUCCUGUACGUGGGCGGGACCAACCGGCUGUGGGCCCUGGGCGUGGAGCGGCUGGAGCUGCGGGCGCAGGUGGAGACGGGCCCGCGGUUCGACUCGCCGCGCUGCCACGCCUCCGGCUGCGGCCCCGAGCGCCGCGUGGCCAGAGUACUUACCGACAACGUGAACAAGGUGCUGGUGCUGGACCCCGAGGCCAGCACGCUCAUCAUGUGCGGCUCCGUGUCGCAGGGCGCCUGCGAGAAGUUCCGCACCGCCAACAUCUCCCUCACGCCAGAGUUCCUGCCGCGCUCCGUGGCCGCCAACGACCCCGAGUCGUCCACGUACGCCUUCGUGGGGCCCGAGCGCUACAACCCGUGGGGCGGGUCGUCGGCGCUGUACGUGGGCACGACCUUCACCACCGUGGGCGACUACCGCCACGACGUGCCCGCCAUCUCCACCCGCAACCUGUACAACCUGGACUACGCCGAGUUCUCCUUCUCGGAGCAGUCGCUGCUGCGGAUCGACGUCAAGUACCGCGACCACUUCCUGGUGCAGUACGUGUACGGCUUCAACGCCAGCGACUACGCCUACUUCGUGACGGUGCAGAAGAAGUCGCACCUGCCGGGCCAGGAGGAGUCGGGCUACAUCUCGCGCCUGGCCCGCACCUGCAUCUCCGACGCCAACUACGACUCGUACACGGAGAUCACGCUCGAGUGCCAGGGCGCCGACGGCACCAACUACAACCUGGUGCAGGACGCCAAGCUGGUCAGCGCCGGCAGCGACCUGGCCUCCAGCAUGGGCGUGGGCGUGGGCGACCCCAUCCUGGUGGGCGUGCGUCGUCGGCCGUGUGUGUGCGUGUACUCCGUGCGCGACGUGGAGGCCAAGUUCAACGAGAACAUCCACAUGUGCUUCAACGGCUCCAUGCAGUACCGCAGCAUGGAGUACAUCUCGGGGCCCAUCCUCGACGGCAAGUGCCCCGCCGCCGGGACGAUGGGCAACAUCUUCAACUUCUGCGAGGUCGGCCUCAAGAUCUCGGGCGUGUCCCCGAUCCACUCGCGGGCGGCGCUGCUGUACCGCAACACCAGCCUGACGGCGGUCCAGGCGGCCACCACCGCCCACCACACCGUCCUCUUCCUCGGGACGACCACCGGCUCGCUCAAGAAGGCGCUGCUGGCGGGCCCCGAGGACGCCGCGGAGUACGGCGAGGACGUGAUCGACGCCGGGAGCCGCGUCCUGCCCGACCUGGUCAUGGACGCCUCCGGGACGCACCUCUUCGUGCUCACCACCACCAAGAUGCACCGUCCAGUCGGCGUGCCAGAAGGCGACCUUCUCCUCCCCCCGCUGGCUCAGCUUCGGCUCCGGUCAGCAGUGCAUCGACUUCGAAAUGAUUCUGCCCGAUAGACUGCCGAUAGACCACGAGGCUUCGUCGGGCCCCGGGGAGAAGGUGCAGCUGACGAUCCGCACGCUGCCGGAGCUGCCCGCCGGCGCCAAGUACCAGUGCGUGUGGGGGUCGGCGCCGCCCGCGGACGCCCUGGUCACGGCCACGGGCCUGACCUGCAUGACGCCCGCGCGCGCGUUCCGGCCGCCCAUCCCGCCGCACCACGACCACGUGCUGGUGCCGCUGGCCGUGCGCUCCAGCGAGACCAACAAGGACUUCGUGUCGCGCAACUUCGCCUUCUACGACUGCAGCCGCCACAACACCUGCGGCAGCUGCGUCAGGAGCGACUGGGCCUGCAACUGGUGCGUCUACGAGAACACGUGCACGCACAACGCCUCGUCGUGCAGGAGGACCGUCAUCUCCGGCGAGAACAACCCGUCGCAGCUCGCCUCGCACGGCUCCGGCUUCUGCCCGCGCUUCCGGCAGGAGCAGACGCCGCUGCUGGCGGCCGACGGCGCCAAGAGCGAGCUGCAGCUGCUGGUGGAGAACCUGCCGGUGCCGCGCGUGGGCCAGCUCGGCUUCCAGUGCGUGGUGAGCAUCGAGGGCGCCACCAUGCUGGUGGGCGCGCGCGUCGUGGUGGAGGACGAGGACGAGCCGGAGGGCGGCAGCAGCAGCCCCGCCACCACCACCAGCAGCGCCAGCCGCCCGCACCACCGCCGCGUGCAGCGCGUGGUGUGCGAGCCCACGGUGUACCGCUACGAGUCGGGCGAGGGCGAGUACGAGGCCCGCGUCACGCUGGUGUGGAACCGCGACCACGUGGUAGACGCGCGCCCGCUCACGCUCUACAAGUGCGGCGUGCUGGGCGCCCACCGCGGCCACCACGACUGCUCGCUCUGCGUCACGCGCCACCCGCGCUACCGCUGCACCUGGUGCGGCGCCGCCUGCAGGUACGCGCCGCACUGCCCCUCGCUCCCGGGCGUGGCCGCGGCCGCCACGUCCGCGGUGGCGCCCCUGCCCACGGGCGCCCACCACCAGGAGGCCCCGGCGACGGCGAGCGACGCCCGCCUGGCGCAGUGCCCCACCGCCAGGAUCGAUGUGAUCCAGCCCCUGGCGGGCCCCCUGGAGGGCGGCACGCUGGUCACCAUCGAGGGCAGCAACCUGGGCCUGCGCGAGGAGGACGUGCGCGACAACGUGUUCAUCGGCGACGUGCCGUGCCGCGUGCACGAGUACCACGUGUCCGUCAAGAUCACGUGCGUGACGGGGCCGGCGCCGACCCAGGGGGGGAGCGGCGGCUCCUCGCAGGACCUGCAGUUCCCCGUGAGCGUCACGACGCCGGCGGGCACCACCAAGUCCACCGUCAAGUUCACUUACACCAACGUGAGCGUGACGGGCGUGUGGCCGACCAAGGGCCCCGUGUCGGGCGGCACCGUGCUCUCCGUCAGCGGCAGGUUCCUCAACGUGGGCUCGAACGUGUCCGCCACGCUGGACGACCUGCCGUGCGUCGUCAACAAGACGCAGUCGUCGUCGCACCGCCUGGUGUGCGUGACGUCGCGCAUGUCGCCGUCGUCGAGCGAGGGCGGCAAGGAGGGCGCGGGGCUGCCCCGGACGGCGCGGCGCCUCGUCGUGCAGGUGGACAGCGCCGUCCGCGUGCUGGCCGAGCCCUUCACGUACACGCCGGACCCGCGCGUGUUCGAGCUCAAGCCCCUGCGCAGCCCCUGGAGCGGCGGCCGCCUCAUGACGGUGCACGGCCGCAACCUGGACGCCAUCCAGGCGCCGCGCAUCACCGUCCUCCUGCACGACCGCAUCCUCAACUCGUCGGCGUGCCGCGUCCUCAGCCCCGGCCAGAUGGAGUGCCCGUCGCCGCACGUGAACCGCCAGGUCCUCAUGGCCCUCAUGCGCGAGCGGAGGGACGCCGACGCCGCGGACGGCGCCAAGGCCGAGAAGAGGGCGUCGCACAAGGUGUCCAGGUCCCCCCGCCAGAACUACGCCGACUCCGUCCUCCUCGACGUCGGCUUCAUCAUGGACAACGUGGCGUCCGUCAGGAACCUGAAGCACGUCCUCCACUCCUCCGCCCGCACCUCCCUCCUCUACGUCCUCGACCCGACCUACAAGAAGUUCCCGAACGGCAUCAAGCUGUACAAGGGCGACACGCUCGUGAUCGAGGGCGUGAACCUGAACCUCGCCAGCGACGAAUCUGACGUCAACGUGACCAUCGGGACUCGCCAGUGCAACGUGACCUCGCUCGCCCUGACCCAGCUCGUGUGCACGCCCCCGGAAGGUCAGCCUCCCCCGACGGACGAGCUGGGUCACGCCACGGACACGGGCUUGCCUCUGGUGGUGGUCAGGAUGGGUCAGAAUCUGAGGUUCGCCAUCGGGCAUCUUCGCUAUGAGAUGAUCAAGGAGUACCAGUUCCCCCCCGAGGCGAUCGGCGGCAUGGCCUUCGGCGGGCUGUUCCUCGUCCUCGUGUCCAUGGUUAUCCUCGUCGUGUACCGGCGGAAGAGCAACCAGGCGGAGCGCGAGUACAAGCGGAUACAGAUACAAAUGGAUACUUUGGAGUCCAACGUCAGGUCGGAGUGUAAACAAGCCUUCGCCGAGCUACAGACCGACAUGACCGACCUCACCGCCGACCUGGAGUCUUCGGGGAUCCCGACCUUGGACCACCGCGCCUACGUCAUGAAGGUCUUCUUCCCCGGCGUCGUCGACCACCCCAUCCUCGCUGACCCCAAGCUCCGGAUGAACGGCUGCAGCCCCGCGAUGGACAGCGCCAUGGUCCAGUUCGAACAGCUGAUCACCAAUCGCUACUUCUUCCUGGCUCUCAUCGAGACUCUGGAGGCUCAGAAGACCUUCAAUUUGAGAGAUAAGGUGAACGUGGCCUCCCUCCUGGUGGUGGCGCUGACGGGGAGGAUGGAGUACAUGACCGAGGUGCUGCGGCUGCUCCUCCUGCGGCUGAUCGACAAGAGCGUGGCCACCAAGCACCCCCAGCUGAUGCUCCGCCGGACAGAGAGCGUGGUCGAGAAGAUGCUCACCAACUGGAUGACGCUCUGCAUGUACACUUACCUCAAGGAGCAAGCAGGCCCCUCGCUCUUCCUGCUGUACAAGGCCAUCAAGCACCAGGUGGAGAAGGGCCCCGUGGACGCCCUCACCCACGACGCCCGCUACUCUCUCUCGGAGGAACGCCUCCUCAGGGAGCAGAUCACCCACUCCUAUGUGGUAAGUACUGACGGAGGGAGAACUGGUUGAAGGAGGGAGAGGUA